Molecule: messenger RNA, 3325 nt
Organism: Cuscuta campestris
Lineage: Eukaryota; Viridiplantae; Streptophyta; Magnoliopsida; Solanales; Convolvulaceae
Source: the annotation of a GenBank genome assembly
GAGCGUUGGAUGGCUUUGAAUGGACGCUCAACUCGCUUAGCUUCUCUCUGCACUCGGCACAUGAAACCUCUUCACCUCUUUGACCUCAAGGGAGAUUAUUUUCAUCUUUCAAUCGAUUUUACCUAUGGGGUGCACGACAUCACCGGAGUCAUGACGUGCCUCUGAUUUCCUUGCAUUCACGGCCUCUCUCACGAAUGAAGAAAUAGGUUGCGGUGAUUCAGGCGGCGAUUGUGGUGGUUUGUUUCUGCUCGAUUUUGAGCAUGGCGUUGCCUAGAGGCGAUUGACGUGGUUGGCCCAGCAAGACCACCACCACCAGGUGCAACGACUACAACUACAGGUUUUGGUGCAAUCAUCUUUUCCUUCCUUCAUCAAUCUCUGGUAAUAUUGGUUUACAAUACUUCCUCUCCAAUGCUGCUCCCAUUCCUCAUCGCCCAGAUGGGCGCUUUUCUGUUCCAACAAUGACAAAAGGGACCAUAAAAACCGAGAGAAAGUUGUCAUCAGAAUACACACAUCUGCAUUAGGGGCACCCCCGCGGCCGCGCUAUUGCUGCUUUGCAAUGUCGUAGUGUACACAUAUAUCUGCAGCAGUCUUCAUCUGUAUAAGAUUGACCAAUUGCUUAGUUUCCAAGCUAAAGAGAAGUAAGGAAAGCAGGGAAAAGUAGAGCCCAAUUUUCUUUGCUGAAUUGAUGUAAAGAACCUCACAGCAUAUACAACAAUAGGCCAUAAACUCUCGAUUUCCAUAAUAUGUUCGGAAUAGCCAACUACUGAUGUCCUUCACAUCUUUAUGGCUGGUUUUCCCGGCCAAAAGGAGCUAUACAUUUCUAACCAGUGACUUCCAAUAUCUAAAGCGAGCAAAGACAAGAAAAUCAAGCCAGGCUGGUAAACUUGCGAAAGAAUCACGAGGAGACAAGCAGUACUGAACCUAUCUGUCACCAUGUCCAAAACAGCUCCAAAUUUUGAAACUUGGUUGAAUUUCCGAGUGAACCAACCAUCCAAUGCACCACUUUGAUUCAAUGUACUUUGAUAAGACGUGGUCGGGCAUGUUUGCACGGAGGGGAAAGUAUUGGUGAAGAAAAUUAUUGGGCUCAAGUGUGUGCCUCAUGCUAGAGCUUCAAGAUUUAAGGUGUGUUUUUAGUCAACAAGCGGCGAAUCAUGGUAUACUUUAAUAUUUUAAUCAUGGUAUACUUUGAUUUUCUAUACAAAGAAUUAAGUUUGAUUCCGUUUCUGUUUGCUUCGAAGAGUCUCAGGUUUGGCUAAAUUAUUGGUGAUGAAGUUGGAGGAUGUAUAUACAACUCUUGUUUGCUACACCUUAAUACCAAAAUUUAUACUCAAAAUUUGAUCAAGCUCUCCUUUGUUGGAACUACACUUGAGUUUAAUAAGUUUGAAUAUUGAAUAAGAAGAAAAGAAGACGAAGAUGAGUAGCUCUGCACAAACUCCACACUCUCUAGCCUUCCGGGUGAUGAGGCUCUGCAGGCCAUCUCUUCACGUUGAAAUCCCACUCCGUUUCCACCCCUGCGAUCUGCUCUUCGGCGAGGAUUUGUUCGACGACUCCGUCGCCGCCGAUCACCUCCCUCGUCUCCUCUCCGGCUGCGAAUCCGUUACCGCCGGCGACAGUGUUUCUGACCCGUCGGAUCUCUCGUACCGCUCCAGAUUUCUCCUCGAUCAGUCAUCCGAUUCCCUCGGUGUCCCUGGCCUCCUCGUCCUCCCCCAAUCCUUCGGGGCGAUAUAUUUGGGAGAGACGUUCUGCAGUUAUAUCAGUAUAAACAACAGUUCUAAUGUCGAAGUCAGGGAUGUUGUAAUCAAGGCAGAAAUCCAAACAGAAAAGCAACGAAUACUUCUUUUGGAUACAUCAAAAUCCCCCGUUGAGUCCAUACGAGCUGGAGGACGAUAUGAUUUCAUUGUAGAACAUGAUGUGAAAGAACUUGGUGCACAUACAUUGGUGUGCACUGCUCAAUAUAGUGAUGGUGAUGCUGAGCGUAAAUAUCUACCACAGUUUUUCAAAUUCAUAGUUACGAACCCCCUUUCUGUUCGAACAAAGGUUCGCGUCGUUAAGGUAGGCUUUUAGAAAUUUAUCGACACAAAGGUCAUCUUCCUUCCAGAACUAUUUUAUUUCUUCAUACGCUUCUACUGGAACACCAUUCAUCAUAUCUGCUUGUGUGUAAAAUUCAUGUAUGGUACCUGGGUAGGAGACAGUAAAUUGGGUUUGUAACAUUGCACAGUUUGUAUUUGACCCUUCUUUUUCCAUUAUGAUCAAUCAAUAUGUGACCUAUUUAUCAUACUCAACUAUUUAUGGCAUCCAGUUCUUUUACUAGGAAACUACAUUUUUGGAGGCAUGCAUAGAGAAUAAUACAAAAUCUAAUCUCUAUAUGGACCAAGUCGACUUCGAGCCUGCUCAAAAUUGGGUUGCUACCGUACUAAGACCAGAUGAUCAUCAUUUGGAGAAUAAUUUAUUAGUGAGAGAGUUAUUCAAGCCUCCAGUUAUCAUAAGAUCCGGAGGAGGUGUUCAUAAUUUUCUCUACCAAUUAAGAUUAUCACCAGAAGGAUCUCAUUUGCUGAAAGUUGAGGGAAGCAAUGUCCUGGGCAAACUUCAGAUCACAUGGCGCACAAACUUGGGUGAACCAGGGCGUCUCCAGACACAAAAUAUUCUUGGGAGUCCUAUUGUUCACAAAGACAUAGAGUUGGGAGCAGUGGAGGUUCCACCUGUCAUCAUAUUUGAGAAACCUUUCUUGGUACGUUUCAACCUCACAAAUCAGACAGAUCGGAUAUUGGGUCCUUUUGAAGUUCGGAUGUCUCAAAGUGAAUCACUAGAUGAAAAACCUGUGAUGGUUAAUGGUCUUCAAACAACGUUUUUGCCACAUGUAGAACCAUUUAACUCUUCAGAGUUUCAUCUGGAUUUGAUUGCUGUGAAACAAGGGAUACAAAAAAUUACAGGCAUAACGAUAUUUGACAAGCAUGAGAAGAAGACUUAUGAUUCUUUAUUAGAACUGGAGAUAUUUGUGUACCCAGAAUAAGACUCAGCAAGUUUUGGCCUUACGAAAACCACAUACCGUGCUUUAGUGCUCUGUUUGGAAGAUCAUAUUCCCAUUCAAAGGACAUGGUCAGAUUUUGGUUGGGAAAAUUCAAGGUGGAGAUUUUCAUAUGAACGCAUUUGGUCUCUCUGGUCUUGGUAUAAUCUAGGAUUAAGGAUCACAUGUUUAAUCCUAUAUCUUGCACGGAUUCUUCAAAUAACUUUCGUUUUCCGUCCUCGGAACAUUCCCAAUUGGGCACUUGGAGGCAUCACAACACCCAUAUUCUUUGUAAAAUUUGGAAGACUCAGCGUGUCCCCG